Messenger RNA from Galdieria sulphuraria, 3234 nucleotides. RefSeq lists its product as uncharacterized. NCBI's taxonomy places the organism in Eukaryota, Rhodophyta, Bangiophyceae, Galdieriales, Galdieriaceae. The record is from RefSeq and is a predicted model, not a curated record. Gene Ontology annotation, cellular component: cytoplasm. The transcript has 4 exons. Gene Ontology annotation, biological process: chromatin remodeling. The coding region runs from base 2 to 3121 and encodes 1039 amino acids.
AAUGAAAGCGGCACGUUUUGUUUUGGCGCUUAUUGCAACAGCUACUCGUUGGGAUGCUUGUGAUACCACUGAAAAGCAGAAGCUUCUUCAGUUUCAUAUUCAAAGUCUCGAAGAUGAAAUUGAAGACUUGAAGUCUGACGAAUUUUCUCUUUGUUUGAGGCUUUUGUCGCAGGUAUUUCAGGACUCGCUGCCUGACUGUCUCAGCCGAAACGAGUUUCUGUCGAAUGGCGUCAACGGAGGAAAUGUACAGUCCUUUGAUUCAAAGGAAGAACUCCUGUUAGAAAAUGUAAAGCUAUUAGUUGCUUUUAUGAAAGAGCGAAGCUGUCAAGAGUAUCUGCAAAAUCUAGAAAGUUCUCAUGAGAAUUUUCCAGUCCUAGCACACCUUGUUUUGUUGCUUUUGAAUCUAAUUACAACAAGCAAACUAGAAUAUUCGCUUCGAGUUUCUGCGUGCUCCUGUUUGGGUUGGUCCUUUUGUCCGUAUUUUUCAGUUUCCGUGGCAACUUGUGUACUUCCUGGUCUUGUAUCAAAGCUAAGCAAACUAGCUUCAGAAAGCUUUUACGAGCAUCAUCUUAUCGUUACGCAUGUAUUAGACGUUCUAAGAAUCUUUGUUGCGAAAUGUUUUCCUGUAAGUUCUGAGGAUAGAUAUGCGCAUUCUGAGUCAAAACUGAGCGAUAAAAGCAGUGCAAGUUGUACAUUUCUUUCCGUUUUUAAGAGACAGAAGGAAAUCGUGUCUGAUAAUACUUUAAAACAGCCCUCGAGAGGUGCGUGCACUAAUGAGAAUUCUUUACAAUUAGAAAAAACAAUUUCUUGCUUGCAUUUUAUGCUCUGUCAUAAGAGCGGUCCAGUUUUCCAUCCUCAUCUGGAAGUUCGUAGGAGAACGGUGCAGUUCCUCCUGGACAUUCUUCUACAUUCCCAAAUAGGUACCGCCAAGAAUCUUAGGAUAUUCAUGCAUAGUCUGUGUUACCUUUGCUGUGAUUUUGACACAGAAACGAGGGUUUUGUCACUUGAAACACUCAAGGUGUUUCAAGAGAGUGUUUCAAAUUAUAAUCUAAAUCGCUACAAGGAAGAGGAAAUUUCGAGCGUCGUUGAACGUGCGAUCUCGUCCAAGAGCUUCGAUGACGUUGAAGAUGACGAUUUUAUUACAUUCUUCAAUGUCGCGGAAUUCCUCAUUGACUCAUGGAUUACACCGACUUGUUUGAGAAAAACUGAAGACUUGGUCAGUUUCUUCAUUCGAAGUGGAGAAAGGUUCAUCAGAGAUUUAUUGAAUCGUAUUUCUUCUGAUGAAUCCAUCCGUAUCUUCACAGCUUUCAAAAAUAUAACGGACCAUCCUUUUGAGGCAGAUAAUUUUAUUUUGCGACGAUAUUUCGCAUGCAUAUAUAGCAUGGGUGAAAAGGGUGCUUUGGAUUGGUUCUUUCCAUUAGUGCUUAGAAACUCGGAAACUGAAGAGGAUGACAAAGUAAAGAUUGUUUCUGCGGUCAUUUGCUGUCAGAUGUUCUUAGGUGCUAUGAAGAGCAAUAUCCUGGAAGAAUCUUGUUGGAGAUACUUUUUCCCUGAAAUGAUACACUUUUUGAAUGGCUUAAUGCGGAGACCUUCAGCGUUGCAAGAUGCUGAGUGUUCUGAUGUCGUUUUUUCCAAGUCCGUGAUUUCUGAAAACCUCGUUUUAUUACUGUUAUUUUUUACAGAAAGAGUUAUUGAACCCAAUGUAGCUUUAUUUCGUGAUUAUUUAUUGAAGUCUUUAAUAAGCUUUGUAAGUCUGAUGGGUCAUCGAAACGCGAACAUUGCGGGCGAGGCUAGGCGAAUUCUGAGUAGAAUUGUUUCUGAUUUUGGUUACGAUGACGUUGUGUCUGUUCUUCGAAAAUAUCUAAACUAUUUGGUCGAUAUUAUUUGCGAUAAAUUUAUACGUGAUGGCGAGUUUUAUCCAGCACUGCAUGUCUUGCUGAAUACGGAUGAGAAAUUGACAAAAGACUGCGUUAUACUUGCUGCCAAAGAAUUGAUUAUGCUCUUAGAAACCAUUCCUUAUUUUGACAGUUUUGAAACAACUCGUUUCAUGAAGCUGGUAGACUGCACGAUGAAGAGAUGCGCACCUGCAGAACACGUGCCCAUAUCAAAAAGUUUUCCUUAUAGACGCCCAACUCGGGAACCGGGUUUAUAUUCUGACCCGUUUCUACUGCGUGAAAAACUGGAGUCUCUACGACUUUCGAUGACCAGAGAAACAGAAAUGAACAAUGAUGACUAUGGUCCUGAUUCGUUGGAUGAGGAGAAACAGUAUUUUGAGAGUCCUUUGUUGGCAUCAGAAACAUUGGGCAAAAAUGAAACAACGGAAAGCGAAAUGUCGAUUGAGGACUCCAUUGUUUCAGACUUGGCGGAAAAAACAAUCCGAUGUUGUAUCGAACUCUUACCCUCAAAUGAGAUUCCCGAGAAGAUUUUAUAUUUGAAAACCAUUGCGAGCUCGCUGGAUGUUUUGGCGAUGAGUUCUAAGAGGUUGUUACCGAUAAUAUCACCAGUUUUAAAUGCUGUAAAUAACGAAUUGGCUUCUUGGAACGUUACCGUCGGUUCUGCAAAUGCAAGAAGAUCUUUCGAUAAUGGACAAGGAGACUCGUUUGUCUAUGUGCUUUUAAAGUCAGAAGAUUCUCUAUCUCUCGAGCAACAGAAUAACAAGCAGAUACCAAAUAUCUCGUUAUUAGAUAGCUUAUGUGAGGUUAUUGUUCAAAUUAUUCGUUAUACGGGCGACUUUGCGAAAACAACUAUUUCCAGGGUCGCCUUGCCCAAGUUGGUUCAUAUUCUCAAGUCUUUGGUUGCACAAGAUUCAUUCAAGUUUUGGGAAUCGACUCUUUACAGUGGUUAUGCUUUGUCCAGCUUUCGAUGUUUUGAGCUAAUUACGGCACUGGAAGUAACUCUGGUUGGUGGGUUUAUUGAAGACCUUGUGGAAGUACUGGUACCUAUAAUUUCUCUGUAUACUUGCAAAACGCGGCAAAACCUCCUCCAAGGAAGCAAAUUGGAACAGCGCUAUGAGGAGAAGUUAAAUGUCCUUUAUAAGUUAUCCACGCAAAUAUUGAAAAAUCUGGCAGUGACCGAUCCAUCAACAACCUGGUACUGUAUCUAUAGGAAACUUCGAAAAUGAUAUCACUUGUGACACUUUUGAACCGAGAAAAAGGUUAGGCACUUUCAGUAGAUUCGUUCACACUCCGAAACGGGGAGUUUGCACUUAUGUUAGAUAAAGCUUCCGAGUUGUCU